Molecule: messenger RNA, 363 nt
Organism: Cyclocybe aegerita
Lineage: Eukaryota; Fungi; Basidiomycota; Agaricomycetes; Agaricales; Hemipholiotaceae
Source: the annotation of a GenBank genome assembly
AUGCUCUUCCUUCUUGUCACGCCUUGGGCAGAAUAUGCCUCACAAGGCGUGUCGCAGAAGCCGCAGAAGGACUCGGACGGGCUCAGAGAUCCCCAGAACUCGAAGCAUUGUUUCAAUACUGCAUAUAUUUCAUUCCGUAAAACGAACGUCGGCGCCUUGCGAGCACCGGAAAGUGGCGAGAAAAACACCCACGAAGCACCUCUACUACCUCCUUCCAAUACGCAGAAUGCCACUCGACCUCCAUGGACGACAAUUUCCCCUUCAUCUUCGAUCGAGUUCGAGAGGCUCCGAGUUCAAGUUCGACGGGCGCAGCGCCCAACGUCCCCAGGCAUCGAUAGGCAGAGCGUAACCCCACCUGCCUAA